Syzygium oleosum is the source of this 2953-nucleotide messenger RNA. RefSeq lists its product as uncharacterized. The record is from RefSeq and is a predicted model, not a curated record. Gene Ontology annotation, molecular function: DNA binding. NCBI's taxonomy places the organism in Eukaryota, Viridiplantae, Streptophyta, Magnoliopsida, Myrtales, Myrtaceae. The transcript is spliced from 7 exons. Bases 29 to 2953 code for a protein of 974 amino acids.
UUCCCUGCUCUUCAGGGUUUCGCGCCGCAUGAGAAAUUUCGCUUCCCUCUGCUUCUCUCUCGACUUCGUUUGUGAUUUGGUCGCUCUUCCCUCUUCAGGUGUCGCGCUCCGCGUGAGAAAUCUCGCCUCUUCUUCUUCGUUCUACCACCGGGCCAUGGAAGUUGACAUGGUUAGAAAGAGAGAUCGAUUUUGGGAAUAUGCUGAGCAUUUGGAUGGCAGAUUUAAGUGCAAGUUUUGCGACAAAAUAUUUGCCGGUGGUGUUCCAAGAGUUAAAUCACAUUUAUCUGGAAUUAAAGGCGGUGGUAUAGACAUAUGCACCAAGGUGCCCGAAGAUGUUCGAGUUGCCGUUGCUGAAGCAAUUUCUGGUUCUGCUAAAAGAGCCAAGGCUGAAGCCUCUUCAGGUAAGACCGAAGAGACUUCGCCCAAAAUUCUUAUCAGUAAUGAAAGUGUUAUGCUGGAUAAAUUGCUCGCUAAGUUUAUCCUCUUGAAUGAUGUUGAUGUCAAUAUUGUGCGGAGGCCUUCCUUCAUUGACUUUGUGAAUGGCUUGGCUGAACAUGGUUCCCAUUAUAAGUUGCCCUGUUGUUCAGUGGUCAAAGCAGAGUUAGUGCCUGAUUUGGAAAAGGAAAUUGGAGAGUAUGUGGCAAAUGUGAAGAAAUCAUGGGAUAAAACUGGCUGCACAAUCAUGUUCGAUAUUUGGUGUGAUAAGGAGAGAUCCUUCAUUAAUAUCUUUGCCCAUUCUAUUGAAGGGAUGGUACUGUUGAAUGCGUUGAAUAUCCACAAUAAUGAGUUAACAAGUGUUUUGCUGCGUGAGAUUGUAUAUUUUGUCACUCAAAAAAUAGGGGCCGACAACAUCGUGCAGUGUAUAACCAGCAGUGUUCAAGUAGAAGGGUUAUUUAAAAUUAUGCCAAAUGACAACCAUUCCCAUGUGUACGAGACUAAUUGUGUUGCCCAAGAAAUACAUUUACUGUUUGAGGAUAUUUACAAUGGAAUCGAAUGGGUUCGAAAGACAUUUGAUCAAGCAAGAGCGGUUGUCAUUGAGAUUAACAAGCACAAUGGCAUCUUAUCAUCGAUGAAGCAGGUCACAAACAACCGGGAGUUGAAACAAUCAUCAAGAACAAAAUUUUACUCAAGCUAUUAUAUGCUCCAAUCAAUCAUGGGGGUUGAAAGUGAGCUGCAAUUGCUUGUUUCAUCAUCUGAGUGGCUUUCAUCGAGCUUUGAGAAGCAUGAAUCGGGCGAAGAAGUGGGCAAACUCAUUUGCAGUUCUGAGUUUUGGAUUGAAGGGAAAGAAGUCUUGCAUGCUCUAAAAUCGAUAUUUCAAGUACUUCGUCUUGUUGAUAGCUACGGCGCUACUUCUGGGUUCUUGUAUGCAGCUGUGAAAAUGGCAGAUGAGGCUAUUAAAAAAAUAUAUGAGACGAAUGUACAAAAGUAUCAGAGGUUAUGGGAUAUUUUCCAGCUACGGCAGAGUCGUAUCAUUCAUCCAAUACAUGCUGCUGCAGCUUUUCUUAACCCUGCUUACAUGUGUAGCGAGAAGUUUAUAGAGAAUAAUGCAAUGAAACAGGGCAUCUAUUUCAUAUUGGAAAAAUUGGUAGCUGGUGAAGAAAAGGAAAAAUUUUUGCAAGAUAUGCUGCUCUAUUGUAAGAAAGUGCCAGAGUUGUUCACUUGUUCAGCAAUGACAAUGUUACGAACAUCUCACCCUUGUGACUGGUGGGACUAUUGUGGCGAUGCCCUUCCUGUAUUAAAGAAGUUUGCAAUUCGAAUCCUAAGCCAACGCUGCAGCACUUUGUCCUGCAGGCAGAGUUUGAGUGCAUUUGAAACUGCUCAGGUCGAGAAGAUGGAGCCAUUGAUGCCUGCAGUGAAGGACAAUUAUCUAUAUUUGAGGAUAAAUGCGUUACUGAUGGAGAACUUUAACACAAUGAAAGGCAAAAUUAGGAAGCCACUUGAUCUUGAGAAACUCGGUGAACUUCCUGAUUGUACAGAGUUUAUCAAUGAGAAUUUUAGCCGUGAUCUAUUGAACGCAACAAAAGUUCCUUUAUCAGAUGGAAAGCUAAAUUGUUGGUCUGCAUCAAUGAGAAAAGAUGGUGAGAGUGAAAAGCAUUUACGUCUUCAUUUUAUAACUAAACUACCAUCGAGCCUAGUUAAAGGUAAUGAGGUUGAGGGUGAGAGAGGAGCUCCUAUUCAUGUCAUCUUGGUAGAUUCCAGUACAGGUAGUGUCGUGCAAUCUGGACCCUCAUCAGUGCUGAAGUUGAUGGUGACGGUGAUUGGAGGUGACUUCGAUGAAGAAGCUGGUAAAGAUUGGACUAGAGAGUACUUUGGGAGCAAUGAAAUAAGGGGGCGAGAGGGGAAGAUACCACUCUUGACUGGUGAUCUCUCUAUGAUCCUCGAUAGAGGCAUGGGAACAUUGGGUGCUAUCACUUUUAAUGACAUAUCGAGCUGGACAAGAAGUGGAAAAUUCAGGCUUGGAGUCAAAACUGCCUUAAGUUAUUGUGAAGGAAUCCGUGUCCAUGAGGGCACAUCUAAUGCCUUCGCUGUGGAAGAUGCCAACACUGGGAAAAGUAGGAUCGAAUCAUUGGUUGAACCAUCAUCAAUGGAAGUCACAAAGCAAUUGUUGUCAUCAAGGCCACAUUGCCAAACUGGGAAUGCGUCUCCUGUGGUGAGCAGGAGUUUCGGUGAUGCGCAAGAAGCUGCUUGCAGCAGAGUAAAUGAUGCAGUUUCAGUCGCUCCUGGUAUGCGAAGAUGUGAGAAGAACUGCAGGCUGAGUUGUAUCAAUGACUUGAAGCCUGACUCGAAUAGACCAGCAUUUUCUCUGGAAGAAGAGAACCUCAUCUUUCAGCUUCAUGCUCUUCUUGGCAACAGAUGGUCUGAGAUCGCAGCUCGGUUACCAGGAAGGACUGACAAAGAGAUAAAAGAUUUUCUGGACCUCUUCCCUCAAAAAGAAGCUGAGGCAAAGAGAUGA